Nilaparvata lugens (brown planthopper) is the source of this 2175-nucleotide messenger RNA. Its product is annotated as katanin p80 WD40 repeat-containing subunit B1. The coding region runs from base 228 to 1319 and encodes 363 amino acids. The record is from RefSeq and is a predicted model, not a curated record. The transcript is spliced from 7 exons. Gene Ontology annotation, molecular function: protein binding. Lineage: Eukaryota; Metazoa; Arthropoda; Insecta; Hemiptera; Delphacidae.
GAUCUUUAUUUCAAUUUUAAAAUUAUAUUAGUGUGGAGUAAAUUAGUUUAUAUUAUUUUAGUAUUUUAGGGAAAUUAAUGGAAAUUUUAGGAAAUAAAUAUCAAAUCUUCUAGACAUUUAAAUGAUUUAGUAAAACAUUUUUAUUAUAGUAAAUUAUUGAAGAGCAAGAUUAUAAGAAGUCAAAUUUUUGUGAUAUGCUAGAUUUUUAGUUGAGAAACGAUUUAGUUAUGACGAAAUGUUAUGGUAACCUAAAUUUUGUUAAUAAAGAAUACAACGACAGGAAAUUCACAACUGUACGCUACGACUGUACGGGCAAAAACAUAGUGACCGGUGCUGUCAAUGGGGUGAUAACCGUUUAUGAAACAAAAACAUUGGAAAAACUGCAUGUUCUAACCACUCCGCCAGUAGACAACGAUGAGUUUAUACCAGUUUCGGCCGUUGCUCCAUUUCCAGUUCGCCGGGCUAGUUAUGGGCAGUGGUGUAUUGCGUCAUACUCAAAUGGCUUUCUGAAACUGUGGAAUAUUGAGGAGGAAAAGUGUCUUGUCACUCUGAAUGAAGCGAGACAGUCACUAGGAGUGAGAAUACACUCUUAUUUUCCAAUUUUCGCCUCCUACGGAGGUGAUUCAAACAUUUUCAUUUACAAUGAAGAAACUAUGUCUGUCAGGCAAACGCAUACUUUAAGCGCAUUUGCACCGAAAAAAGACGGCCAUGUUGGAAGUAUUAAUACUCUGGUUUUUCACCCGCAAAAUGCCAACGAAUUCCUGACAGCCGGCUGGGAUAAUUCGGUCCAUUACUGGGAUUUGAGGAGAGCCAACUCAGCUCGCUCCAUCACUGGACUCAAUAUAACAGGGGAUGGCCUGGAUAUCUCUCCCAACGGUAAAGAGAUUUUAACGUGCAUUUUUCAAGACAAGAAUUCACUUCAAAAAUGGGACUAUGCGACGGGGAAGUUUCUACAGACCUAUGAGGCUGAUUUGUUCAACUCAAAGCUGAACUGCGGUAAAUGGUUCGACCCGAAUUACAUAGCUACCGGAGGAUGUGAUCCGGCCAUUUUCAGAAUAGUCAAUGUUCCCAGGAAAAGGACAGUGGGCUAUUACCGCAGCCAACAAUCGGGCAUAACCAGUUUGGACACUUUUGUCGAUGUGGAGGAACCCAGAGAAGAAACGCAUGAAGAUGAAAUAGGCCAUACAUUCAAGAAAGGCUACACGGGAAGCACUAGACUGGAAGUGCCGGCCGAAGAGGAGGGUAGAACUAUGUACAAAAUGGUCUACUGUAUGAAUCGACAUCUAGUCGAAGCCAACGCUGUGUUGCCACUGAGCUAGGCAGAUUCACUUCAUAAUGUCAGCAUUGAUUGGAUGGAAGCAUUAAGCUGGAUUGCCACAUAUCAGUGACAGUGAAAGCGACCGGUACAGUGAGAAUAUAAAAUUCCAUAUUAAAUUAUAUAUUUUUAUGUUUACUGAGUUCAUCAUAAGCUUGCUUGAACUCUUUCAUUUCUGAUAGCAAGAACUGAAUAGUCUUAUUUAAGUUAUCUAUUUCCUUUCUGAGCUCUCACCAUUGGAAAUAUGUAGUUCACAUUUUCCAUAAAACCAUUUUUCCUCACAUUGAUAGUAUUUGAUACUCUAUUUCAUUAAUAACAGCACAUUCUAAUGGGGGUAUUAAUACUCAGACAACAGUCCAAUCAAAACACAUAGAGAUUAUAUUUCCACUAUGCCGGUCGCUUCCACUGAUACAUACAAGUGGGAAUCUAGCUUUUAACUGGAAUUGCACACAACAGGUACAGUAAACAGUGAAAAUAUAAUUCCCAUAAGUUUUAAUGGGAGUAUUCAUACUCUAUAGUCCGUGCUGAAUGAAAACAGUCCAAUCAAAACACAUAGAGAUUAUAUUUCUACUAUGCCGGUCGCUUCCACUGAUACAUUACAUGUGGGAAUCUAGCUUUUAGAUGGAUGCACACAACAGGGACAGUAAACAGUGAAAAUAUAAUUCCCAUAGAUUCUAAUGGGAGUAUUCAUACUCUAUAGUCCGUGCUGAAUGAAAACAGUCCAAUCAAAACACAUAGAGAUUAUAUUUCCACUGUGCCGGUCGCUUCCACUGAUACAUACAUGUGGGAAUCUAGCUUUUAGAUGGAUUCGCACACUACAUGGACUGUGAAAAUAUAAUUCCCAUAAGUUUCAAUGGGAG